This is a messenger RNA of Pocillopora meandrina, 1131 nucleotides long. The record is from the annotation of a GenBank genome assembly. Lineage: Eukaryota; Metazoa; Cnidaria; Anthozoa; Scleractinia; Pocilloporidae.
AUGGCGUACUCUGUCUCAGACAUCUCCAAAGCAUCCGCGUUGGGUGUAAUAUUUAUCGUGACUGUUUUGGGAAAUGCUUUGGUCGCAUAUGUUCUCAUCAAGAACUACACGCGUCUCCUCAAAAAUCGUCCAACGUAUCAAUUUAUCUUAAACAUAGUUCUUUCCGAUCUUGUAGUUGGCCUUCUAACGAUUCCUUUCGAGUUUACUCGCGAACUUCUUGGCAAUUGGGUAUUUGAACGAGAAUUGUGCAAGAUAGUCGAGUACAUUGAAAUUGCUGUCUCAGGGACUGCAGUUUAUACUCACGCGCUAAUCGCCUAUGAUCGAUAUCGCAGCUUGGCUAGACCUUAUCUACCAAAGUUGGAUGGAAAACGCGUCAAGAAAAUGAUAGCAAUGGCAUGGCUUGUUCCCGCUGUUAUGGCUGCCCCUUAUUUGUACAUGUUUGAAGUGCAAAUGAUUCCCUCAAUGGCCAAGACAAUUUGCAGUCCAAGAGCUAUUCCAAUAAGUUGGUUGGAUAAAUUUUACGAGGCAGUUGAGUUCCUAGUUGUGCUUUUACUCCCGUUCAUAGUUUUGUGUAAGUGCUAUUUUCAAGUGACACUAAUUAUGUGGGGAAGAAGUCCCAUGGUUGCAACGGACAGUUUCCCCGCUACAUCACGUUCGAUUAUUCACAAGACUAAGAAGCGCGUUACGCGAACAUCUGGGCUGGUUGCAGCAACUUUCACAGUGUGCUGGUUGCCAACUUUUGUUCUGAGCUUUGUUCGGAUUGUGUCCGGCACAGAAAGUGUCCAUAGAGGACACGUUCUUUACGAAAUUUCCAUGUUCGGUACAUUUAUCAACGAGGCGAUAACCCCUGUUAUUUACUGUGCUUUCGAUAAGAGUUUGAGAGCGAGAAUUGCCGCUCGAGCUAUUUGCACGUAUUUAACAGAAUCGUCAAGAUCAAGCGUUCAUAUUGAUCAAACAAUAAACACAGUGACCCAAAAUACUGCGGCCGAUACGAACCGAAAGAGGGUGAAAUUUAGAAAUCUUGAUUUUAACACUGAACUGAAUCAUGAGAGCUGCUCAGAGGGUUUGAAGAAUCUUAACGAAGAAACAAGAUUGCAGUCUUACUCAACACCGAACGAGAAAAUUAACUAA